This is a messenger RNA of Vigna unguiculata (cowpea), 2290 nucleotides long. Its product is annotated as Pentatricopeptide repeat (PPR) superfamily protein. NCBI's taxonomy places the organism in Eukaryota, Viridiplantae, Streptophyta, Magnoliopsida, Fabales, Fabaceae. Gene Ontology annotation, biological process: RNA modification. Gene Ontology annotation, molecular function: protein binding; RNA binding; zinc ion binding. The record is from RefSeq and is a predicted model, not a curated record.
CGUGAACGCAUGCAGAACCGAAAAUGAACACGACCAUGAACAUGAACGUGGCCUCGGAGCUAAAGAAGUGUUUGGUUUCUGGCUGUCGGUCGUUGCAGAAAGUGAAGCAAUGCCAUUGUCGCCUUCUCCGACUUGGUCUCAACCACGACACCUUUCUCAUCAACACCCUCUUGCGCACUUCCCUCAACCUCCGCGCCACGCAAUACGCCACCGUCGUUUUCGCCCAAACGCCGCACCCCAACAUCUUCCUCUACAACGCAGUCAUCCGCGGCCUCGUCUCCAACGAUGCCUUUCACGACGCCGUUUCGCUAUACGCUUCUAUGCGCCAGCGCAGCACCGUUGUCCCCGACAACUUCACCUUCCCCUUCGUCCUCAAAGCCUGCGCCAGGCUCAAAAACACCCACCUGGGUCUCACCCUUCACUCUCUCGUUAUCAAAACCGGGUUCGAAAGGGACGUGUUUGUUAACACCGGCCUCGUUUGUUUCUACUCCAAAAACGGGUUUUUGAGUCAUGCUCGCGGGGUGUUUGAUGAAAUUCCUGACAAGAAUGUUGUGUCUUGGACUGCCAUCAUUUGUGGGUACAUUGAGUUUGGUUAUUGUGAGGAGGCUGUUGGGUUGUUUAGAGGAUUGCUGGAAAUGGGUGUGAGGCCGGAUAAUUUUACGUUGGUUCGGGUUUUAUAUGCGUGUUCGAGAACGGGGGACUUGGCUAGUGGACGGUGGAUUGAUGGGUAUAUGAGGGAGAAUGGGUUUUGUGGGAAUGUGUUUGUGGCAACCUCUUUGGUUGAUAUGUACACGAAGUGCGGGAGUAUGGAGGAAGCACAGAGAGUGUUUGAUGGGAUGGUGGAGAGGGAUGUUGUGUGUUGGAGUGCCUUGAUUCAGGGGUAUGCUGCUAAUGGGAUGCCAAAGAAAGCGCUUGAGGUGUUUUUCGAGAUGCAGAAGGAGAAUGUGAGGCCGGAUUGUUAUGCCAUGGUGGGGUUUCUUUCUGCAUGUGCGAGGCUGGGGGCGUUGGAGUUGGGGGAUUGGGCUAGGGGUUUGGUAGAUGGCGAUGAGUUCCUGUGUAAUCCUGUGUUGGGUACUGCAUUGAUUGACUUCUAUGCCAAAUGUGGAAGUGUGGGGCGGGCAGUGGAGGUUUUUAAGAGUAUGAGGAGGAAGGAUCGUGUGGUGUUCAAUGCUGUUAUUUCUGGGCUGGCUAUGUGUGGACAUGUUGGGGCUGCCUUUGGGGUGUUCAGCCAAAUGGGAAAGGUUGGAAUGCAGCCUGAUGGGAACACUUUUGUUGGUUUGCUCUGUGGGUGUACUCAUGCUGGUUUGGUUGAUGAUGGUCGGCGUUAUUUUAGUCACAUGAGUUGUGUUUUUGAUGUGACUCCUACUAUAGAGCAUUAUGGAUGCAUGGUGGAUCUUUUGGCUCGUGCAGGUUUGUUGGUUGAGGCACGGGAUUUGAUCAAGAGUAUGCCGAUGAAGGCGAAUGCUAUUGUUUGGGGAGCACUGUUGGGAGGAUGUAGGUUACACAAGGAUACCCAAUUGGCUGAACAAGUGUUGAUGCAGCUCAUUGAGUUAGAACCGUGGAAUUCAGGACAUUAUGUUCUCUUAUCGAAUAUAUAUUCAGCGAGCCGUCGAUGGGAUGAAGCAGAAAAAAUCAGGUCAAGUUUGAGUGAGAAAGGGAUGCAGAAAUUACCUGGGUGUAGUUGGGUUGAAGUUGAUGGGGUUGUUCACGAAUUCCGUGUAGGAGACACUUCCCAUCCUUUAACACACAAGAUAUAUGAAAAACUUGAAAGUUUAUUUAAGGACUUGAGAGAAGCUGGCUAUAGUCCAACCACUGAGUUUGUGCUCUUUGAUGUAGAAGAGGAGGAGAAGGAGUACUUCCUGGGCUGUCAUAGUGAGAAGUUAGCAGUUGCGUUUGCACUGAUCAGUACCAGUGUCAAAGAUGUGAUUCGUGUUGUUAAAAACCUUCGUGUAUGCGGUGAUUGUCAUGAAGCUAUAAAACUUGUUUCAAAAGUUACAGAGAGAGAGAUUGUUAUUAGAGAUAAUAAUAGAUUUCAUCAUUUCAGUGAAGGAUCAUGCUCUUGUCGGGAUUAUUGGUAAAAAAAUUAUAUAUUUAUUCUGAGAUGUGAAGAGACAUUUUGAAUUUACUCCCACAAAAUUUAAAACGAAAUUACAUGGAGACGAUAGGAAAUGUAUUUUGCAAAUUAAACUUCGGAUAGUGAAUGUUUAUUCACUUGUAAGCUUGAUUUUUCAUAUUAUAUUGGACUCGGAAUCUUCCUUCCCUUGUAGAAAAAAUGAUCCAUUAUAGUAUA